AUGGAUGUCCAGGCAGAAAUCGAUGCUCUCAGGGCAGAAAUUGCUGGCUUGAGAGCUGACAUUGGACCUCUUCAGUCGUCCCAUGAUUCGUUGUUCCGUCAGGUUGCAAACUAUGAAGCUUCAAACAAACACCAUCUCCAGAAACACCACCGCCCACGGCACACUGUUGCUCCCUCAGACGAUCCCCCGUUGAUCCUUGACUCCUACUUUGACGAUUCCAUAAGAACUUAUUUUGAAACUGCCUCCAAUCAAAAGGAGACGGCAGCUCCCCCACAGUCAGACUCUCUUACGUCAAUUCAAGAUCGGACCCGCCAAGGUUCGUAUGCGUUGAUAGAAAGCAUUCAUAGGUUCGGUGGUAUCACCGCUUUCCCGAUCAAUGACGCUUUAUAUGACACUUCUGAAGAUGCAUUGUUGGGCUUGCGAUUUGAUAUUCUUUCCCAUUCAUCCAAUGCGUUCCUACCAUCUCACUAUGUGAUCCUAAGGCGUGUGUUAUCCAAGGAUCAACGCCACAACUGGCUGGUAUUUCGUUAUACCACUCCAGCAUACAUCUCCCUCGAUUCAUACAAGCAUCACUUGACCCACCAGGACGAGGCCCACGGUCUCCAGAAGUUCUGUGAGUGCAUCCGCGCUGCCUUGGUUGCAACCCAGUACCGCCAUGAUACCAUCAACUCAAUUUCACAGCUCACAUACGGCGAUUUCGGCUUAGACCCCUCUAACAGCAAGGUCUUCGUCUCGUCUGAUACCGAUAUGCAAUGUCGUCGGGUUGUGCUCGCAUUGUCUGAUCGCAAGUACUCUAUAGAGCUUCUCUUGGGCAGCAAAUCUAUAGACUCGGUAUCUUCUACACUUCCGAACCGGGCUGCAUUGCACAUUUCAGCCUUGCUAUCAAACGCCACUAUCGAAUCUCUUCGAUCUGCAUUUUCUCAGGCUUUAACUUACCUUCGCCACGAGAGCCUCAUCUAG
Molecule: messenger RNA, 960 nt
Organism: Candidozyma haemuli
Lineage: Eukaryota; Fungi; Ascomycota; Pichiomycetes; Serinales; Metschnikowiaceae
Gene: CTF5
Product: Ctf5p
Exons: 1
Coding region: 1-960 (319 amino acids)
Cellular component (GO): kinetochore
Source: RefSeq, a predicted model, not a curated record